Molecule: messenger RNA, 453 nt
Organism: Protomyces lactucae-debilis
Lineage: Eukaryota; Fungi; Ascomycota; Taphrinomycetes; Taphrinales; Protomycetaceae
Exons: 1
Coding region: 1-453 (150 amino acids)
Source: RefSeq, a predicted model, not a curated record
AUGCACAUCACCAGAGCUGUCAACGAAAAGGCUGAUGGGCAGACCAUGCAAUACAAGCUCGUCGACCAUGUCAGAAAAUUCUUAGAGAGGGACGAGAAGGAGAGGAUGAACGACAAGCUGACAAACUUCUUGCACUCGUACACGAUGCGGCGAAUAGCGACUGGUUAUCAGGCGAGGCUAUCAACAGAAAUGCGUUAUCUCACUUUAAGCGACCCUAUUGUGCGCAAUUUUGGACCGACCAGACCGCCUGAGCAGCCUGUCAGGCAUAUGAACCUCGCCGCUCCUGCACCAGUACCGCGGCCUGUUGAUUCCUCGGCGCCCGAAAUUUGCAUCCAAAAGGGAAAGCACUCAAGUGAUGUGCGCAGAGUCUGCAAGAGUUGCAGUCUCCAAUCAUGCGGUGCUUUGAAAGCAGUACAUUGCGUGCUUCACCCCUCAAAACUUGAGUCGUGCUGA